GAGGGGAUGUUUUGAGUUCUACUUCACCAGAUCACCUCAGCUAACGACUGCGUAGGCUGUCUAAACUGAUGUCUUGUUCCUGUUGCAGUUCAGAAGCAGAGCUGUGAGGGUCAAAGGGGAGAUGAAUCUAUACAGGAGCUUUGGAAACCUCAUGGAGGCUUGGGUGACUAAAGAAGACCGGUGUUUGGACUCAGCAUGGCUUGGAAAUGACGAUAAAGAUCCUUCUACACCUUCCUCCGACGUGGGGACAAACCUGCGCACAGAAUCGGAGGACUCUGGAGUGGAGACAGCCAGCUCUGUUACGUCCUUUCCUGCUACACUCUCCUCUGUCUUUAUAGAUAAUGCAGAAAAUGACACAUUUGCACCAGAAACAGAAGGUGAUGGACUCACUCCAGCCUUAACAUCACAGUCUCCCGUGUCUUCCUCCUUCUCCCCGCACCUCUGUCCCAACAGAGCUCAGGAGGACUCCACAGCCUUGCACUUAAAAGUGGAGCUAGCACUACAAAAGACUGACUCGAAAUUUCUAAAGAAUAACCGAGAGCCCCUUACAGUGGAUGGGAUGUUCAGGCGACCACCUCGAGCAUCUUUUUUACCCAAACGGCACACUUUGGACUUAGUGAGAGGUCAAAGGUCAGAGAGUUUUAGCCUAAGGAGGAGGACAGUUAACCCAUCAGUGUCCAUGAGGCAGAUGUCAGAAAUGAGGCCGAUGUCUAUGAGUUGUGUUAAGCAGCUGGCUCAGAAAAGAGCAGAGGACCUUGGUGAGAAAGAGAGGAAUGGACUGAGUCCUGGGCUCUGCUACUUGGAGCAGGUGUGCCAAAUAUUAGAAGAAAUUGCCGGAAAACAGAUGCACAGCCGAGCGUUACAGAUGGAGAUUGAUGCCCAGAGGGAGCAUCAAGACAUGAAGGUGAGCCAGGCUCUCGACACCUGUCAGAGUGACUCUAAAGCUGCUGAGGAGGCCCUGUCGUCUUGUCAGAUUCCUGAAAAUACAGAAAGUGCAGAGCACAGUUCCAAUGAACCCCAGCAGAGUAAAGAUUAUCCUUACAGACAUUUUCGACAGAGAUCAGCUUCAGACACAAAUAUUACAACAUUGCAAUUUAGAAGGUUGAAUGCAGACUGCAGAGGGCAGCAUCUGAGUACAGAUGACCUGCUGGAGAAGGUAGAGGAAGGCCAUGAAAGUCAGGAGAAUGAAAAAAAGGAGAUGAGUAAAACUAACAGGAACUGGAAGUUAAAAUUUGGGUCUUUGACAAGAGCUCGAGUGGGAGAUACAAAGGGUCAACAGAUGCAUUCAUCUGAGAAAAACUCGACCCGACGACGGCUGAGCCAGCUGUUCAGGAGGAGUAGGAAAACUCCGCCUGUGUCAUGAUGUUUGGACAUUUUAGUUUCAGUUCUGAAGAGGAGGAAGCUUUCCUUUAAAGGUCUAAACACUGUCGCUACUUUCAAACUUCCUGUUCAGUCAUGUGAUUUAGCAAUCUGCCAUGUUUAUUUAUUGUGUGCUGUAUACUUGCCUUUAUUUUUAUACUUAUAAAUAAUAUGAUUUUCUGUGAAACUGUGAUGGAAUUUCACUGUCAUGUAAUGUCAUAGCACUACAAAGCUUGAUUUUUACAAACAUCAAACUUGUAUUUGUAAUAAGCUGCAAAUUGGUAAAGAAUACUGGUAUGCACUGUACAGUAUAUUACACUAUAAAUGUAAUAAAUUGUUAAUAUAACGCUCUGAAAUUCUUAUUCAUUUUGUUUUGGUGUACAUCUGCAACAUAAGAGACAUAUGCUUCAUAUCCAUCAAAUGCUGUAUGUCUAUGGAAGAACAAUCUGUUAUUACUGCACCACAUAGGAUUUCUAAUAACAUCUUAGUAAUUACAUUAUGUAGUCCAUAAAAUGUCCAAUACUGCCUAAAAUAUGCCUAAGUCCCAAGUU
This is a messenger RNA of Sander lucioperca (pikeperch), 1910 nucleotides long. RefSeq lists its product as uncharacterized. The record is from RefSeq and is a predicted model, not a curated record. NCBI's taxonomy places the organism in Eukaryota, Metazoa, Chordata, Actinopteri, Perciformes, Percidae. The coding region runs from base 122 to 1363 and encodes 413 amino acids. The transcript is spliced from 6 exons.